Messenger RNA from Phanerochaete carnosa HHB-10118-sp, 300 nucleotides. RefSeq lists its product as uncharacterized. The record is from RefSeq and is a predicted model, not a curated record. NCBI's taxonomy places the organism in Eukaryota, Fungi, Basidiomycota, Agaricomycetes, Polyporales, Phanerochaetaceae. The transcript has a single exon. The annotation marks the transcript as partial.
GGCGACACUGUGAGAUGGAGCCCAGAUGGACAGUUGUAUUUCAUCGGGAGGAUGAACGCGGGUCGAGCCAAGAUCCGCGGGCAGCGACUGGAACUUCCAGCCAUUCACCGAGCCGACUUGGCUAGUGCUGUCGCUGCCGCGCCAAUUCACCCUCAGAGUCUCAUACCACCUCGUCACGGCGCUGCGCGAAAUCCUUCUAUCGUUCAUGACCCCCCACCUUGUAUGCUGAAUUCUAACCCUUUCUCUCACGCCCAACGGCAAAGUGGAUCGCUCCCAGCUUCGAGUCUGUGCUGCCACUGA